GUGACUGCAAGAUAUGAUAAUGGCCAGUCAAUGCAAAGUUGGUAUUGUGGGCAGCGGUCUUAUCGGACGUUCAUGGUCCAUGCUCUUCGCCUCGGUGGGCUAUCAAGUAGUACCAACACAAAUCGAAAAUGCCUUACGUGAGACAGAAAAGGAGCUGAAAAGCUUGGAAUCGAAGGGCUUACUGCGUGGCAAACUCAGUGCUAACCAACAAUUCGCGCUCAUUUCGGGCACAACUGAUAUUAAUGAGUUGGUGAAAGGUGCCAUCUUCAUACAGGAAUGCAUACCAGAACGUUUGGAAUGGAAAAAGGCACUCUAUCAACACCUGGAUGCCGUUGUAGAUGACAAAACUAUACUCUCCAGCUCGACAAGUACCUUUCUGCCAUCACUCUUCUCCAAAGACUUGAAACACUAAUCGAACAUCAUCGUCUCUCAUCGCGUCAAUCCACCAUACUAUGUACCACUUGUGGAGGUGGUACCUGCACCGUGGACUAAGCCAGAGGUUGUGAAGAGAACACGCGCUAUUAUGGAAGAGAUUGGCCAGAAACCUGUGGUUUUGAGUCGUGAAAUCGAAGGUUUCGUACUCAAUCGCAUACAGUAUGCCAUUUUGAAUGAAACUUGGCGUUUAGUCGCCGACGGUAUUGUCGAUGUAAAAGAUGUUGAUAGUGUCAUGUCCGAUGGCUUGGGUAUGGGUUAUGCUUUCUUGGCACUCGAGACGGCACAUUUGAAUGCCGAGGGUAUGACAAAUUACUUUGAACGUUAUUCAAAUACCAUUUAUGCGGUAAGUGAAACUAUGGGACCCACACACAAAAUGGAAGGUCCAACAGCAGUGGAAAUUGCGAAGCAAUUAGAGGCAAUGGUACCGUUAGAUAAGCUGCCGGAGCGACGAACAUAUCGUGAUAAUUGCUUAAUGCAGUUGCGUAUACUCAAGAGGAAAUUGAAUGAGAAAAUUUGUGAGAAAUAGAAUCAUUUUACUCAU
Messenger RNA from Ceratitis capitata (Mediterranean fruit fly), 976 nucleotides. RefSeq names its product lambda-crystallin homolog. The record is from RefSeq and is a predicted model, not a curated record. Gene Ontology annotation, biological process: fatty acid metabolic process. NCBI's taxonomy places the organism in Eukaryota, Metazoa, Arthropoda, Insecta, Diptera, Tephritidae. Gene Ontology annotation, molecular function: NAD+ binding; oxidoreductase activity, acting on the CH-OH group of donors, NAD or NADP as acceptor.